Molecule: messenger RNA, 2888 nt
Organism: Ylistrum balloti
Lineage: Eukaryota; Metazoa; Mollusca; Bivalvia; Pectinida; Pectinidae
Product: microtubule-associated protein Jupiter-like
Exons: 6
Coding region: 56-721 (221 amino acids)
Cellular component (GO): nucleus
Source: RefSeq, a predicted model, not a curated record
UACAGCCACUUUGUGAAAAAUCAACUACCGGUACAGAACUUACAAAGUUAAAAGCAUGUCAACAAAUACAUUCCAAGGUCUUGGUGACGAAAGGAAAUCUUCUAGGGUUUUGAAACCCCCUGGUGGCGGAUCUAGUAAUCUUUUUGGCGCACCACAAGCCACAACUGCUGCUGAAUCUGCAAAUCAGUCCAAGUCUAAACAGACAUCUUCCAACAUCUUUGGUGAUCCCUAUGACCCUGAACGAGAUGUUAGAAGGAGUGAUCAGAAAAAAGCCGAAGUAGAACAACAAAAGAAGCAAGAAUUUGAAACACCAGCAUAUGUGAGAGCGGAGAAACCACAAGAAGAUACCCAAUCGAAGUUGUUUGGUGAUAAUUCAAACCAGUCACGUCGUGGAAAAGGACAAGGUGAAGAGUUUCCAGCCUAUGACCGCUCUGUAUAUGCAGCUCAGAUGGUCCACCAGAAAAACAACGUUCAAAGAGCCUCUUCCUUUAACCCCAUCACGGGGGAGACAUAUACUGGGUCGGAAGAAGACACACAGCCUGCCCACACUGGUAAAAGGAAAGGAGGACAGAACAUAGGAGCCUACAAUCCUAUCACUGGAGAAGAGUACAGGGAAAGUCAGGCAAGGGAGGCUGCUAGUAAAGGUGAUGGUCCACAGCACAUUCGCAAUAGCUCUAAGGUCCUGGCCCCACCAGGUGGAGCGAGCAGUGGUAUCUUCUAGGCCAAAGUCCUUGUCACGGACAUCAGGAUUGCUAUGAUGGGAUGGAGCAGCAGAGGACCUCGAGGAUGCUUGUGUUAGAUCUGCUGGAAUACUCACCUAAGCUCACCCAAACCUAUACAGAUGUAAAUUUUCUCUCGAAGCAUUGUAAUAAUAAUAAUAAUGCAAAGUGCUUUAGGUGAUGUCAGAAACCAAGAUGUGUACAUAAUUGUUGGAUUUUCCUUUUUACGAAGUAAAAUGAAACAAAAAUUAUUAGAAAAUUAUAACUUCUAUUCUUUGCAAGAUGUUUGUGUAUAUGGAAUAUAUUGGAUGAUAUGCAUGGAUUAAUUAUUGUGUAUUUUUUGUGAUAUUUAUAUUUUUAGGGGGAAUUGCAUUUAUCCGCGUUACUCUUGUCAUUUGAGUUUCCGAUUGGUUGAUCUUUCAAAGUUGUUUACCAAACAUGUAUGCUAAUGUUUCAACUUGUUGAUUAUUUACUAAAGAUACUGAUUGGCUGUUAAUGGUGUAUUUCGUCCAGGACACUAUGUACUGACCUCCGCUCAGUGUGGCAUGUGUUUCUACUGCCAAUGUUUGGCUUCAUUUUUCACUUUAUUUUAGUUUUGAAUUUUCACUGAAAUCACUGCACUUGGCUUUCUCAUCUAGCAAAAAACUGGAAAGUUUUGAUAUUUUUCAUAAUAAAUGGACAAUAUCCAGUGUUAGCCAUGUCUCCCACAAGGUAAUGGUUUCAAAUCUGCAUGCUUUGUCAUAGAUCUAGACAUAUCAUAUUUUAUUUUUACAUCAUACUAGCUUUGUAUUUACUAUAUAUCUCCUAUAUCCACACCUUAUACUGGUCGCUGUGACUUGUGUGUUGUUUGUUGGCCAUUUAAUGUGUUGGUUACAUACCCUUCUCCACUAACGAGUGUGAGUGACCCGUGUGAUGGAAAAGUUGCUAGACCAUUGGAUCAUGUUACAAGCAAAACAAGUUCCAUGAGGUUGGAAGGUUUGUCUUCAAAUGAUAAGUCGUACGACUCCUGAAAGUGUGGUAAAAAUCUGAGAUAACUCUCGAUGUAAUCCAAAAUAUAACAACUCUCUCUUACAUGGGUCCUCCUAUUUGUGGAAAAUACAUGACUAAGGAUUCCCUCUUCACCGUCUUCCAUCAUAUAAAACAAAUGAAAUUCAAAGUAGUCUGUCAGUGUCUGCUGCAUUCAGAUGUAUUUUUUCCAUCAUGGUUCAGUAUCCUUGCGUUUUUAUAAUUCAUUGUUAUAGAAAUUUCAUAUAUCAGUACUUAACUGACCUCAAUGUAAUGCAGCUGUUCUGUGUUUUAUCUAAAUAUCUUUUUGAAUCCUCAAUAUGGGAAUAUGUGUCUUUAUUUAUGCUAUACAUGAUACAUAGUAAGUCUUUGCAAUAGACAUUACUUAUACGGAGAACAGAAUUGUUGAAACAUGUUUAGUGUUCAAAUUUCUAUCAAUUUUUCUUUUACAAAUACAUGACCAAGACUUUCUAUUUUUUUUUUUUUUUUUUUUUUCGUUUUUGUCUAUUUUUGAUCCUAAUCUAUAUUUUAUUUAUAUAUACAUUUACAAGUGCGUAUUUGACCCCUAAAUAGAUCUUCAUUUAUUACUUAUAUGUCGAAAAAAUAUGAAGUGCUGUGUUGUAUUUUCUUCAAAUUAAUACCAAACUUAUGGAGCCUUUUAUUUCAAAAUUCUUGCAUCUAGAUGGUUGAUUGAAAGUUGUAGAUUUUGUUAUUCGGACCAAUUGUGUAGUGAGUUAUUUUUAAAAUCUUUAAGCAUGUUAGUGUCUUGCCAAAGUGACAAUGUGAUGUUUGUUGUCCCUCUGAGGACAAACUUAUACACACACUUAGGCUUUCUAAGCCAUUCUAUCGCAAGACUUUCAAAUAUAUUUAUAAUGCAGUAAUUAGGCAGUGAGCUGCAUUGAUAUAAUUAAUUCUGUUAUUACAAGAAGUACCAACAUUGAAGAGAAUUCUCCAUCGGGUAGACACUGUUAUAAACAGUUAGAUUUACGAUAAGCAUAAAGAAUACCUGUCAUCAUUGUGCAAGUAGUCUCGAGCUCAGCUUGUCAAACAUGUGGUUGUGUCAACUGUGAUGCUAAUGAGGAAAGCCUAGGUGUGAUAUAACAGAACGUCUUUUCGUACUAAUGUGUUGUCAAAGUUUCACUUAAUAAAUUCUAUACAAAUCAA